AUGUUGAAUGAACAUGAGAUUGAGAGGCUCAGAUCAGGCUGUCAUUUGGAAGCAAUGAGUUUAAAACCCUUCACCUACCCGUUUCCAGAGACGAGGUUUCUUCACGCAGGACCCAAUGUGUAUAAGUUCAAAAUUAGAUAUGGCAACAGUAUCAGAGGGGAAGAGAUAGAAGAUAAGGAAGUCAUCCUCAAGGAGCUGGAGGAUUCUAUUCGUGUGGUCUUGGGAAACUUGGACAAUCUGCAGCCAUUUGCUACAGAACACUUCAUUGUAUUUCCCUAUAAAAGCAAAUGGGAAAGAGUGUCCCACCUGAAAUUCAAAUAUGGGGAAAUCGUCUUGGCCCCCUAUCCAUUUGUUUUUACUCUGUAUGUGGAGAUGAAAUGGUUUCAUGAAAACCCGUCACCUGGGAAACCAUUAAAUGACAGUCCUCUUGGAUUGGAGUCUGGUUCCUCUCUGAAGGUGCCGGCGGAGACGAAAGCAGCAGGAGCCAUGAUGAGGAAAGGAGCGCGAGUGGAAGUACCCAGCCCCCUGCACAGGCCAGAGCUGGACAGGGCCAAGAUGGGGAUUUCCAGCCAAGGCCCCAGCAAAAAGAGGCCCCUUAUGGAAACCAGGAGGAACAUGGAAAGAAAAACCAAGCAGAAAUGUCAGGAGAGCCCAACGUUUGAUAUCACUGAUGUCCAGGAACAGGAUUCUAAGCUGGGGGACAGCCUAGUGGGACAGAUCAUCCCCCCAUUGCAGCAAGACAAUCCAUCUCCACCGGAAAGACCCGCAGAGCUGGCAACCAAUGGCUUCUUUGGGUUUCUAAGCUCUCUCUUCCCCUUUCGUUAUUUCUUCGGAAAGAGCAGCCGGUGA
Molecule: messenger RNA, 849 nt
Organism: Puma concolor (puma)
Lineage: Eukaryota; Metazoa; Chordata; Mammalia; Carnivora; Felidae
Gene: MAJIN
Product: membrane anchored junction protein
Biological process (GO): homologous chromosome pairing at meiosis; meiotic attachment of telomere to nuclear envelope
Cellular component (GO): nuclear inner membrane
Molecular function (GO): DNA binding
Source: RefSeq, a predicted model, not a curated record